This is a messenger RNA of Podarcis raffonei (Aeolian wall lizard), 3709 nucleotides long. It is a transcript of the gene PDE7A, whose product is annotated as phosphodiesterase 7A. NCBI's taxonomy places the organism in Eukaryota, Metazoa, Chordata, Lepidosauria, Squamata, Lacertidae. The coding region runs from base 612 to 2066 and encodes 484 amino acids. The record is from RefSeq and is a predicted model, not a curated record. Gene Ontology annotation, molecular function: 3',5'-cyclic-AMP phosphodiesterase activity. The transcript has 13 exons.
CGCUUGGGGCUUGCGCCUGACUGCGGGCGCGGGAGAGGCAAAGGCGGCCUCUCGCUCCUGCACGCGCAGCUGCUCUCCCCCCCCCCCGCCCGCUGACGCUUCCGUCGCCUCCACCACAGCUGCGGCAUCACCAACCGCCACUACCUGGCCCCUCCCCUCGCGCGGGGCCGCGCCUCGUGCCGGACAAUAGCGGCGCUGCCGCAGCCGAGUUGUGUCUCACCCAAAUCAGCCCGCCGCCGUCGCUGCAGCCACCCGGGCCCGCUCGCCGGCACCCAUGAGCGGCGGCACGCGGCCGUCCCGGCUGCGGAGCUGACCGGGGGACUUGAGACGGGACUUGCCGUGGCUGCUGCUUCUUCUCGUCCUUCUCCUUCCUCCUCGGCACUUGCUUCCCCCUCAGCCUUCCCUAGGGCUGCGUCGGCGGGCGCGGAGCGGGGUGGGCCGGGGUGCGGGGAAAGCCCCCUCAGCGCGGCUUCUCCUUUGACCGACCCGUUCCCGGCGUGUGGGGCAGGUGAGGGCGGCGGGCCUGGCCUCGCUUCGCUCCGGGAGCCUGGCCUGGCUUUUGUGGGCGCUCCAGAAGACGAAGCGGCGGCGGCGGCGGCGCCUCCGUUUCAAUGGAAGUAUGUUACCAGCUGCCGGUGCUGCCUCUGGACAGGCCGGUCCCGCAGCAUGUCCUCAGCCGCAGAGGAGCCAUCAGCUUCAGCUCCAGCUCCGCGCUCUUCGGCUGCCCCAACCCCAGGCAGCUCUCUCAGAGACGUGGGGCAAUAUCCUAUGACAGUUCUGAUCAAACUGCAUUGUACAUUCGCAUGCUAGGAGAUGUACGAGUAAGAAGUCGGGCAGGAUUUGAAACAGAGAGAAGAGGUUCUCAUCCAUACAUUGAUUUCCGUAUUUUUCACUCAAAUUCUGAAAUUGAUGUUUCUGUGUCUGCAAGAAAUAUACGAAGGUUACUGAGUUUCCAGCGGUACUUGAGAUCUUCCCGUUUCUUCCGUGGUAUCACUCUUCCAAAUUCUUCAAACAUUUUAGAUGAUGAUUAUAAUGGACAAGCUAAGUGUAUGCUAGAAAAAGUUGGAAACUGGAAUUUUGACAUUUUCCUUUUUGACAGGUUAACGAAUGGAAACAGUUUAGUCACCUUAACCUUCCACCUGUUUAAUCUUCAUGGACUUGUAGAGCACUUCCAACUAGAUACAAUGAAGCUCCGCCGAUUUUUAGUAAUGGUUCAAGAAGAUUACCACAGUCACAACCCAUACCACAAUGCAGUUCAUGCUGCUGAUGUGACUCAGGCCAUGCACUGUUUUUUAAAAGAACCUAAGCUUUCCCAGUCCCUGACUCCAUGGGAUACUCUUCUUGGCUUAAUUGCAGCUGCCACUCAUGAUUUGGAUCACCCAGGUGUUAAUCAGCCUUUCCUUAUUAAAACAAACCAUUAUUUAGCAACUUUAUACAAGAAUACCUCAGUAUUGGAAAAUCACCACUGGAGAUCUGCAGUGGGAUUGUUGAGAGAAUCUGGAUUAUUUGCACAUAUGUCACUAGAAAACAGGCAGCUGAUGGAAAGCCAGAUAGGAGCACUGAUACUUGCCACUGAUAUCAGUCGGCAAAAUGAAUAUCUAUCCCUAUUUCGCAGUCAUUUGGACAAGGAAGAUUUAUGCUUAACAGAGGAAAAUCAUCGUCAUCUCAUUCUUCAGAUGGCUUUGAAAUGUGCUGAUAUUUGCAACCCCUGCCGGACUUGGGAAUUAAGCAAGCAGUGGAGUGAAAAAGUAACAGAAGAAUUCUUUCAUCAAGGAGAUGUUGAGAAAAAAUACUGCUUGGGCGUGAGUCCACUGUGUGAUCGACAGACAGAAACCAUUGCCAACAUCCAGAUUGGUUUUAUGACCUAUUUGGUGGAACCAUUAUUCACAGAGUGGGCUCGUUUCUCAAACACCAGACUAUCUCAAACGAUGCUCGGUCAUUUGGGAUUGAAUAAAGCUAGCUGGAAGGGUGUGCAGAGAGAACAAUCCAGCAGCGGUGACGAUACUGAUCCUGCAUUUGAGGAAAUGGACUCUGAUGUUAUACCUCAGGAACACCGACUAUCCUGACCCCAGGAUCUGCUUAACAAAAACUGCCUCUUGCCUGGUAUCUAUGGAACAGGGUUUGAGGAUAAAUUUUGUCUGACUGCCAAGGUUUCAGUGUAAACAAUGCCAGCAUUAUUUAUUUCCAAGUUUUUCCUUUGAUAAAUCAUUUGAACCCAGUUUUCAGUUACAAGACCUGAACAUAGAGCAAUAUGCAUAUGCCUUGUUUGGCUUCUGCAUGGAUCCUUGAAUAUGCAAACCAGAGGAGUGGUUGAAGCUUGACCGAGGGGAAAGUACGAGAAAAUAUUGUUACGUGCCACAUCGCUUUGUUUUUAUUUGUUUUUAGAGAAAAUUUGAAAUCAGGCCUUCAAAGUUGCCACAUGACAUGGUGGAUGAUUCCUCCUCUUGGAAUUUAACAAGACUCAUUCAGUCCUUGUCCAAAAUGUGGAAGAGUGAAGUGCCCCCACUUGGAUGCCUCUGGCAAGAACUGAUGUUUACAAAUGUACUUGGAAACUAUAGGUUCUAAAUUAAUCUUUCUGCAUGGCUGUGAAGGAACCACUAAUUUUUUAAAAAAGGAAAACAAAGAGAUCAAAUCUGAAACUGCAGCUCAUUUUCCUGCUAGUAAAAAAGAAAGUAUCCCAUGUGUCAUAAUUUUGGCUGUGCAUUGGAAAGAGCAUUUUUUUACAUAAAGCACAGCCAAGCUUUUACUCCAGUGCAGAAUGGGAAUGCAAUUUACAGCGGGCAGAAAUACUUCUGGAUUUUGGGAGGGGAUGUGGGAUGGUAUAGAGGAGGAGAAGAAGAGUCUUCAUUGUGUUAAGAUUCUGCCGUGGAAACAUUUGCAUGUUGUUUUCGCUAUUGUACACUUGAACUGCACAUGCAAGGGAAAACAGGUGGAAUGAUUAUGAACACCAGAAACAGCUCAGGGUAUUUGCCAAUCUGAAAUAAAGUGGGAUGGGAAGUGUGUCCUUCAGAACAAGGGUACAAAUGCCCCUUUCGCUGCAGUGUGUGUGUAUGUUUGUGUGUUUGUGUGUGUGUGUGAGAGAGAGAGAGAGAGAGAGAGAGAAAGUGUGUGUGUUUGUGUGUGUGUGAAUACUUGGGGAUGGGGGUGGGUUGGGGAGGAAGGGAACAAUAGGAAGGAUUUGAAAGGCAAUUUUUUUUAUUUAUUCUUUUUAGAAUGUGACAUUUUCAUGAGCAGCCACAGGGGGGAAAGGAACAGGUUGCUACAGCUGCCUUAAACUAUGCACAAAGCUAAGUGACCAAAUUUUGUUGUUGAUUGAAAAAGUGCAUUGUUUACUUAUUCCUCCCUCUACUGAAAUGCUCCCCGUUAUGGGGUUUUUUGAUGUGAAAAGGAGAAAAUGUUUUUAAGGACAAAUUUUAAGGACUAAUUUUUAAUCUUCAAGCAUUCCUUUUUUGUAAUUUGUUUUUUACAUUGUUUUAAGUACUGUAAGCACAACUGUAAUCUAUUUUGAGGAAUUGGUGCUUUCUUUUUGUUCAUUUGUAAUUCCCUUGUUACUGUAAAGACUGUUUAUUCCAUUCUGUUUACAGUUUGCAACAGCCAUUUUUGGGAGAGAGCUUCAGUGUAAAGCCAUUUGUAAAAGGCUUUGCCAUACUCAUUUUAAUGUGCCUGUUGCUGUUAACUUUUGAUUAAUAAUAAAAAUCUUUUCACAUUA